Molecule: messenger RNA, 1621 nt
Organism: Toxorhynchites rutilus septentrionalis
Lineage: Eukaryota; Metazoa; Arthropoda; Insecta; Diptera; Culicidae
Product: 3-hydroxykynurenine transaminase-like
Exons: 5
Coding region: 297-1487 (396 amino acids)
Cellular component (GO): peroxisome
Molecular function (GO): L-serine:pyruvate transaminase activity; L-alanine:glyoxylate transaminase activity
Source: RefSeq, a predicted model, not a curated record
UUCUGUUGUUUGUUUUUUUUAAUAUGUGUCAAAACAAUAAAUCUCUCGAGAAAGGAUGUACAGACGGCGUGUCUGCAGGGGGUGACAGAGGAAUGUAAUCAGUCGAAAUCCCCGAUCGAUUGAUGUGCAGUUCAUAAGCACUUUCCCGGUGCAGUUUAAUCGUUCCAGUUUAGUGCGAGUAUCCGUAGAGAUUGGAUUGUUCUGUUGGCUUUAGUGAACGUAUAAUAAGUGUGAAUCGAGUUCGCGAAACAAUUGAGAAGAAUACAUAAUUUGUAAACUCUAACAGUUUUGCAACCAUGAAAUUUACUCCACCGCCAGCGUCACUGCGUACCCCGUUGAAUAUUCCCGAGCGGAUGAUGAUGGGCCCGGGACCAUCGAACUGCUCCAAACGUGUACUGUCCGCCCUGUGCAACACUUCUUUGAGUAACCACCACGCGGAGCUUCUCCAUCUGAUAGACGAUGUGAAGGAUGGGCUGCGGUAUAUUUUCCAAACAGAAAACCGCGUCACAAUGUGCAUAAGUGGUUCGGCACACGCCGGAAUGGAAGCUUUGCUGUGCAAUCUGAUCGAGGAGGAUGAUACAGUCUUGAUUGCGAACAGCGGAACCUGGGCGGAACGAGCGGUUGAGAUGAGCACUCGAUAUGGGGCUGAUGUACGUGUUUUAGAGGGACUUCCCGAUCGGCCAUUUCCACUCCAUGAUUUAAAGAAGGCGAUUGAACUUCAUAGGCCAAAGUGCCUAUUCGUGGUUCAUGGGGAUUCUUCAAGCGGAUUGCUGCAGCCACUGGAAGGACUGGGGAAAAUUUGUCACGAUAACAAUUGUCUGCUGCUGGUUGACGCGGUGGCUAGCGUGUGUGGUGUUCCCUUCUACAUGGACAGAUGGGAGAUUGAUGGUGCGUACACAGGGUCGCAGAAAGUUCUGGGCGCUCCCCCCGGUAUUACACCGAUAUCAGUCAGUCUGAGAGCUUUAAACGUAAUUCGAUCGAGGAAAUCGAAAUCGAAAGUAUUCUAUUGGGAUAUCGUUCAGCUUGGUAACUAUUGGGGAUGCUUCAACGAACAGAGAAGGUACCAUCACACUGUAGCUUCCAAUCUAAUCUACGCACUUCGCGAGGCUCUUGCACAAGUAGUCGAAGAGGGUAUCGAAACUGUUAUUGAACGUCGUAUGGAGUGUGCUCAACUUCUGUAUCAUGGGCUAGCCAGUAUGGGUUUGGAGGUAUUUGUAAAGAAUCCUCAACACCGACUACCAACGGUCACCGGUAUCAUGAUUCCCAACGGCGUAAAUUGUUCGAAGGUCUCUCAGUACGCUCUGAAUAAUUUCUCCCUAGAAAUUCAGAUCGGACUAGGAUCUACGGCUAACAAAGCAUGGCGCGUCGGUAUAAUGGGAGAAUGUUCUACUGUACAGAAAGUGAAAUAUUUCUUAUAUGCAUUCAAAGAAUCACUGAAAGCAACCCAUACCAAUUACGUGUUUGGUGACCAAAAUGGCUAUCACUAGGAGAAAGUAUUUAGGAAUAAAUAAAUAUUUAUAACCCUAGUUAGCUUUACCGGUAUGGUUAGUGAGCGUAGAAUUAUAAUUUCGAAGACCUCGAUAAUGUUAGCUAAAUUACAUUUCCUGUGGCUAUGUCAAAA